CUACCAAAAAAAAAAAAAAAAAAGGGAAACAAAAAUAGAGAGAAAAAAAUGAAUCCAAAUGAUUUUUCCCUUCUACAAUCUAUACAACAUCAUCUUCUUAAUGAUUCUGAUAUUCCAGAUAUAUUUUCAACCAUUGAUUCAAAUAAUAGCCCUAGAUCUAGUUUUAGUAAUUCCCCUAGUACUACAGAAAAUAAUUUUUACUAUGGCGAAUUUACACCAUUAAUAAACCCUAGUACUACAGAAAAUAAUUUUUAUUAUGGUGAAUUAACACCAUUAAUAAACCCUUGCAGUACUACUACUUUAGGACCCACUGAAAACCCCGAGGAGACUGCGGCGGCAAGUGUGUCACACGCGCCACAAGAUUGGAAGCGGUAUCGAGGAGUAAGGAGGCGACCGUGGGGGAAAUUCGCGGCGGAGAUAAGGGAUCCAGAUAAGAAAAAUGCUAGGUUAUGGUUAGGGACUUAUGAGACACCAGAGGAUGCAGCAUUGGCUUAUGAUCAAGCCGCUUUCAAGAUACGUGGCUCGAAAGCUCGGCUUAAUUUUCCUCACUUAGUUGGCUCGGGUGUGCCCGAGCCGGCUAGGGUGAACCCUAGACGUCGAUCACACUCACCAGAGUCGUCAUCUGAAAAUGGAACACCAAAAAAACUAUUUUGAGUGAUAUUUUUGUGUGGUAUAUUUCAAUUAAGAGUAAAUUUCAAUUUUUUUUAAUCCUUAUUGG
This is a messenger RNA of Capsicum annuum, 718 nucleotides long. Its product is annotated as ethylene-responsive transcription factor 13. Gene Ontology annotation, biological process: regulation of DNA-templated transcription; ethylene-activated signaling pathway. The transcript has a single exon. The record is from RefSeq and is a predicted model, not a curated record. Bases 49 to 654 code for a protein of 201 amino acids. Gene Ontology annotation, molecular function: DNA binding; DNA-binding transcription factor activity. Lineage: Eukaryota; Viridiplantae; Streptophyta; Magnoliopsida; Solanales; Solanaceae.